AUGCUUCAAGUCAUCUUUCUUGGCCCGCCGAUCGUAGAAGAUGACUUUUGCAUGGCCAGGUUUGUCCUUGCCGGCACCGUUCUCAAUGUCUUCAGAGGCCAAAUCGUCUUCGGUAGCGCCCCAAGUGUGGGCAAGAAGGGCGUAGGGCGGGAGUUUGUCGCCAUCGUAGCUGGUUAUGGUCACUUGGUCGCCGGAGCCGGCUAUUCUAUGCUUGCUAGGACUGAACUGUACGAGGCGCAUAUCAGCCUCAUCAUGCUUUCUUUCAUCAUUGAGGCUGAGGCUGGCAGGACGUGA
Molecule: messenger RNA, 294 nt
Organism: Ramularia collo-cygni
Lineage: Eukaryota; Fungi; Ascomycota; Dothideomycetes; Mycosphaerellales; Mycosphaerellaceae
Exons: 1
Coding region: 1-294 (97 amino acids)
Source: RefSeq, a predicted model, not a curated record